CUCUCUCUCUCUCUCUCCCUGAAAAUUUGUCAGUAAAAUGGCAAGAGCUGUGUUUGGUAUUGCUGUUCGUAGAGCUUCUUCGAUUCUCAAAUCGUCACCUUCCAAACCUCUCUUCCUAAGGUCAGGUUUUCCAACCCAAGAACCAAUUUUCUUUCCACCCGAACACUUGCCUCUGCCAAAACCACCAAACUCAUCAUGGGUUUUCAGAAACUUGAGCCAUGGAACGGUGAAUUUGGUUAUAUCACAAGGGAAACCCAAGUUCGAGAUGCACGAGAUCGAUCCUCCGAAAAAGGAGAAGUGGAAGACCAAGAAGAGGUUUAAGCUACAGAGAAUGAGAGAGAAGCAGGAGAGAAAAGCGGCCAAUAGGAAGGACCCACGUCGGCUCGGCAUCAAGAGGAAGAAAAGGCAGAAGUUUGCCACUGCUGAGGAGAGGAUCAAGUACAAGCUUGAAAAGGCUAGAAUAAAGGAAGCUUUGCUGAUUGAAAGACUUAAGAGGUAUGAAGUUCCAAAAGUUCAGGGUCCUGAAGUAAAACCAGAUGACUUGACAGGUGAGGAGCGGUUUUAUAUGAAGAAAAUGGCCCAAAAGAAGUCUAAUUAUGCACCAAUUGGCAAACGAGGAAUUUUCGGAGGUGUUAUUCUUAACAUGCAUAUGCAUUGGAAGAAACAUGAAACCGUCAAGGUGAUUUGCAAGCCGUGUAAACCUGGACAAGUACAUGAAUAUGCCCAGGAAAUUGCCAGACUGAGUGGUGGGAUCCCAAUUCAAAUAGUUGGAGAUGACACCAUAGUAUUUUAUCGAGGAAAGAACUAUGUGCAGCCAAAAGUUAUGUCACCUGUAAAUACUUUGUCCAAGAAAAAGGCACUGGAAAAGUUUAAGUACGAGCAAUCUCUCGAGUCUGUGCGGCACUUCAUUGCUAUUGCAGAGAAAGAAUUGGAGCUCUACUACAGGCAUAUUGCACUUUACGGUGACCCAAAUGACAGAAAUCCCUUGUCAAUCUUGGAUAGUCCAACAGAAGAGACCAAGGAAUCAGGGAACCUUAAAAUACUUGGAAAGCAAAAACUAGAUUCCACUAGUGAUUUCUUUUCCGCGGCUCUCUCAGGGACAGAAGCAGAUUCUUCAAACUCUGAGCUAUCAGAAACUGAUGGUUCUGAACAUGACAACUUAUCACUAAGUGAAUCAGAUUCUGAAGAUGACAAGAUAUAUAGUUCUGAUGAUGAAGCAAGCACCUCGAAGACGCAACUGUUUGAUUUUAAGCAUGGGAGAUUGGAACGUAGACGAGAAAAUUUGAUAUGAAUCUUUAUUUUAUCCUUUUUAUUUUAUUUUCUCCUCAUCUUUGGAGCACUAAGGUAAGGUACCUGGUACCCUUUGGCUUGUCCUCUUCCUCUUUUGUAUAUAUUGAAAGAUAAAGAUGUAUAAUGAAAGACUUUUUCUUAUUUUUCUUAUUAUUUUUUUCA
Molecule: messenger RNA, 1452 nt
Organism: Prunus dulcis (almond)
Lineage: Eukaryota; Viridiplantae; Streptophyta; Magnoliopsida; Rosales; Rosaceae
Exons: 4
Coding region: 38-1291 (417 amino acids)
Molecular function (GO): RNA binding
Source: RefSeq, a predicted model, not a curated record